Molecule: messenger RNA, 2331 nt
Organism: Sciurus carolinensis (gray squirrel)
Lineage: Eukaryota; Metazoa; Chordata; Mammalia; Rodentia; Sciuridae
Gene: Ggt6
Product: gamma-glutamyltransferase 6
Exons: 4
Coding region: 360-1862 (500 amino acids)
Cellular component (GO): extracellular exosome
Source: RefSeq, a predicted model, not a curated record
ACCAAGUAACCGUAGCUGUAAUUCGAGUCCUCAGUCCCCAGAGUCCUGGGCAGGUCAGGAAUUCUAGGGGCUGCUCCCUCAAGGGAAGGAGCCGUCGGAAGCCCCCACCGAGGCCCGUGGAUGUAGGACUGGGCUCCUUGACCUUGUCGAACUGUGGCCCUGACAGGCAGCUGCACUGGGAACCUGUCAUGAGAGUCUCUAUGCCCUAAUGGGACAGGCUCGCCCUGCCCAGACCUGUUCUAGAUUCCGCCACCACCCUUCCCCAAGGCCACUGCACCUCUGCCCGACUCGCUGGAGCAGGGCCUCAUAGUCUCAACCCGGAAGGCUGGCAGAAGAAGGGCUGGGUCGUCUGAGGGGCCAUGGAAGCCACGGCAGAGCCCGUUCUCUACCAUAAGCUGCAAAUCUGGGAACCAAACAUGGAGUCAGAGGAGGAGGAGGAAGAGGAGGAGACAUCAGAGCCCCUGGUUCUCUCCCUCAGGAGGCCCCUGGAUGCCCCUGGGAACAAGGUUGGUGGGCUUCCUGGAGCCUGGGCCCGACUGGUGGCAGCCCUGCUGCUGCUGGCUGUUAGCUGUUCCCUGGCUGUGAGGCAGCUCCAACGUAGGGGCAGCUUGACAGGAAGGCUGGGCUCCAUGGCCCCUCCAGCCAACGUACACUCCCAUCCUACUGGUGUGUACCACCAUGGUGCCAUCAUCAGCCCUGCAGCCAUAUGCUCCCACCUGGGCCAAGAGCUACUUGCUGCUGGGGGCAAUGUCGUGGAUGCUGGAGUCGGAGCCUCUCUGUGCCUGGCAGUGGUGCAUCCUCAUGCCACAGGGCUAGGUGCCAUGUUCUGGGGCCUCUUCCACAAUAACUCCUCAGCAAACGCAACAGCUCUGACAUCAGGCCCAGCCCAGACCCUGGCCCCUGGCCUGGGGUUGCCCACUGCUCUGCCUGCCCUGCAUUUGCUUCAUGCACACUUUGGCCACCUGCCCUGGUCACACCUGCUGAUGGGUCCCACCAUGCUGGCUCAAGAAGGCUUCCUGGUGGACGCAUCCCUGGCAAGGGCUCUGGCAACCCAGGGCACGAAGGGCCUCUGUCCACUGUUCUGCCAUGCUGACGGGACCCCCCUGGGCCUCGGGGACCGAGCUACCAACCCAAAGCUGGCAGCGGUGCUUCGUAAGGCAGCACUCGCCCCAACUCCAGCCCUUGCCGGAGAUGAACUACUGAAUUUGCUGUCCAGAGAUCUAGGACUGGAGGAACCCUUGGCUAGACCCACCCCCACCUUGGUGCCAGCACUGCAGUUUUCUAUGACCCAAGGCAUCCUAUUCACUACCCCAGGUCCCUCAGCUGGCCCGGAACUGCUGGCACUACUGAAGACAGCUCUGCACUCCAGAGAACCCAGCCCUGACCUCUGCCCACCCCUCCUAAAAAACACUGUGACCCCUGUGAGUAGCAUCCUGGCCACCGUGGACAGCAGCGGCACUAUGCUUCUUCUCACCUCCUCACUCAACAGCACCUUUGGGUCUGGACACAUGUCUCCAAGCACUGGGGUUCUGCUUAGUGAUCUGGUGGACAGGUCUGCAACUAGUGCCUGGGCCUGCCCCCUCAUUCUCCGUGUCAGCUCGGAUGACACAGAGGCUGAUGUGAUGGGGCUGGUGGCUUCAGGAACUCCCAGGAUGGCCAGAGCAAUGACACAUGCCUUGCUCAGUCAUCUUGCAAGGCCCCAAACCCAUACCCACCAGCAGCAUCAGCCCCAGCCCCAACAAGGACCAACAGAUAGCUCCAGCACUUGCGGCCAAGGGACCCUACUCCAGGUGGCUGCCCAUGCAGAACACUCCCAUGUCUCCAGUGUCCCCAGUGGCUGCUGCCCCUUCCAGGGGUUCUAAUGGAGGGGCAGGAAUCUGAUGGGAAGCAGGGUUGUCUCGAGCCUGAGAGCAGGGCAGAGAAGACCCAGCAGCUAUGGGGUGCAUAGAGAAUGUGCAUCUACUAUGUGCCAUUGCUGGCUCAGCCCCCAAACUCUGACCUGGUCAGUUACCUGAACUCAAGCUCUGGCAUCCAGGGCAAGCUUGAUCACUCUUCAUAGCAUGCCCACUAGAUGGAAUAUCUGGCUUUUUCUAAUCAGCUGAGAAGCUUGAUGAUAAUGAGGAAAGAGCAACAGGGCCUGGGGCUAGCCCUGAGUGCAGAUCACCUCUGGGAAAGACAAAUGGAAGAAUGUCAAGUCCCUAACUAGGACUCUGUGCUCCAUGGGGUAGGGGCAAGCAGUACUCAGGAUGCUGCUGGCAUCUCUGGCUCCAUAGCCAUCCUCUGCUGAUCUUCCUCAACUGGACUGGAAAUAAACAUCAAGUCUCCUGGGUA